CUUAGGGUUUCUUUUUCCUCCUCUCCCUCCCGACUACUGAGGUGUGUGGUUCACCCAGUAUGGGGUCCAUCCCCGAUCCCGGCGAGUUGACCGAGCUGGCUCAGCCCAGCUUCGACGAGUUCCAGAGGCAGACCUCUCUCAUGACCAGCUGUACUCUCCUCUGGAAGGAGCUCUCCGACCACUUCUUCUCUCUCGAGCAAGACCUUCUCAAGAAAUCUCAGGCACUCAUGACCAAGAUUCAGUCUCUUGACCACCAGACCGAGGAGUCACUUCACCAGCUAGAGAAGCGCGAGGUCACCAUCGACGGCAGUGUGGAGAUCGCCCUGGGGAAUGUCGAGAAGAACAAGGAAGCUGCUCUGCUGGUGCUCCAGAAAGAGGACUCUCGAGGCGGUGAUGAUGAUGAAAACGGAGAGGUUGAUAAUGGCGACGGCUUGUUGCUCAAUUUGAAAUCCUUCUGUCUCAGAAUGGAUGCCUCGGGUUUUUGGGGUUUCGUCGUUGGUAAGAAGAAAGAGUUGGACGCUUUGAGGUCUCAGAUGCCUUUGGCUCUGGCUGAGUGUAUCGAUCCGCCAAAGUUCGUCUUGGAGGCGAUAUCGGUGGUGUUCCCGGUGGACAAGAGGGGCGACAAGACCGAGAAGAACAACAAUAACGAUUUGGGUUGGGCUUGUGUGCUGGUGUUGGAGUCACUUAUCCCUGUGAUGGUCGACCCUGUGAUUGGGAAAUCCAGGCUUUUGGUGACGCCGACCGUGAAGGAGCGAGCUAAAGAGAUUGCUGAGACUUGGAAGGCGAGCUUGGAAGAACGUGGUGGAAUCGAGAAUGUGAAAACACCUGAUGUUCAUACAUUCUUACAGCAUUUGGUGACUUUUGGUAUCGUCAAGAAGGAGGACUUGGAUUUGUAUAGGAAGCUGGUGAUUGGUUCCGCAUGGAGGAAACAGAUGCCCAAACUUGCUGUUUCCCUUGGUCUUGGUGACGAAAUGCCCGAUUUGAUUGGAGAGUUAAUCAGCAAGGGCCAGCAACUUGAUGCUGUACACUUCACAUAUGAAGUAGGUCUCGUGGACAAGUUCCCCCCUGUUCCACUGCUGAAGUCAUUUCUGAAGGAUGCAAAGAAGGCUGCAGCAUCGAUUCUGGAAGAUCCUAAUAAUGCAGGCCGAGCUGCGUACCUAGCUGCCAGGAAAGAGCAGUCUGCUCUCAGGGCUGUCAUCAAGUGCAUUGAAGAGUACAAACUUGAGAGUGAGUUCCCUCCUGAAAAUCUGAAGAAGCGUCUUGAACAAUUAGAGAAGGUCAAGAUUGAGAAGAAGAAACCAGUAGCAGUCCCUGCCAAUAAAAGAACACGAGCAAGCAACAGCAAUGGAGGUCCAAUGCCUCCAGCCAAAGCUGGCCGUUUGACCAAUGCAUAUGUAUCUUCAUUCCCUGCUGCUCCAACAUUUGUCAGGUCUCCAUCUCACGGGCAAUACCCAGCUGCUCUUCCGCCAUAUCCUUCUCCACCUCACAUGUAUGGCAACAGAAGCCCCCCUGCAAAUCCCUAUGCCUAUUCACCUGAGGCUGCACCAGCACUCACAGGAUCAUACCCAGCUGCUCCCAUGAAUUAUCCUGCAUACGGUGGCUAUGGUAAUGGUUUGGCACCAGCUUAUCAGCAGGCUUACUACCGAUAGACAUGACAACCCUUUGAAGAUAGUAACCACUGAUAUGACAAACUUUGAUCUUAUUUACUUUCACAAUGUUGUUUGUAAUCACUAACCGUUUAACGGUAGCAGUUAUGUGUGUUAAUCAUAACAACUGUCCUGCUUCUUGCUCUGCAUGGUGAGAGGCUGUAUUUCUAAUGUUGAUCACGUAGUACUAGGUGAUUGUGGAAAGUAACUAGGAUGGCCAAGAAACAUCAGAAACUCAGUUACCAAUAUUCUGAUCAGUUGUAGAAAGACUUGCUGUUGUUAUGUGUUUCCAUGUUUACUCUGAGCUCGAACUGGGAAAAGGAAAGGAAGGUAAUCUGUUUCUUGGGUGC
Messenger RNA from Neltuma alba, 1996 nucleotides. Its product is annotated as FRIGIDA-like protein 4a. The coding region runs from base 60 to 1649 and encodes 529 amino acids. The transcript is spliced from 3 exons. Lineage: Eukaryota; Viridiplantae; Streptophyta; Magnoliopsida; Fabales; Fabaceae. The record is from RefSeq and is a predicted model, not a curated record.